Molecule: messenger RNA, 1074 nt
Organism: Theobroma umbraticum
Lineage: Eukaryota; Viridiplantae; Streptophyta; Magnoliopsida; Malvales; Malvaceae
Product: protein RGF1 INDUCIBLE TRANSCRIPTION FACTOR 1-like
Source: RefSeq, a predicted model, not a curated record
CUUGUGUAUUUUCAUUUAAUUUGCAUAAUAACUUAAAGACCGCAUUCUCUGUCUCUCUCUCUCGCCGCCUCCACUUCUCUCUUCAAAAUCUCACUCAAAAUUCCCUUUCAAACCAAGAAAAACAGAGUAUACUCUUUUGAGUUUUCUCUUUUCAAUCAGUUCAAGCUGGCGAUCGAAAAUCAAGAAACCACCGUCCGUGAAAUCAAGCCCAAGAACAGGAGAAUCAUGGGAGCUGGUGGACCUGAUGAAGAAGACAACAGGUGGCCUCCAUGGCUGAAGCCUUUGUUAAGAGAACAAUUCUUUGUUCAAUGCAAGAUUCAUAUUGAUUCUCACAAGAGUGAAUGCAAUAUGUACUGCUUAGAUUGCAUGAAUGGUGCUCUCUGCUCUUUCUGCCUGUCUUAUCACAAGGAUCAUCGUUAUAUUCAGAUUAGGAGGUCUUCAUACCAUGAUGUGAUAAGGGUGUCUGAGAUACAGAAAUACCUGGACAUAUCUGGAGUCCAAACUUAUGUUAUUAACAGUGCUAAGGUUGUUUUCCUCAAUGAGAGGCCACAGCCUAGGCCUGGAAAAGGUGUCACCAACACCUGUGAGGUCUGUGACCGUAGCCUUGUGGACUCCUUCCGGUUCUGCUCUCUUGGUUGCAAGAUUGUUGGAACAUCAAAGAAUUUCCAGAAAAAGAAGAGGCACCUAGCCAUGGCAUCAGACUCUGAGGAUUCAUACAGCAGCAGCAGCCAUGGAAAGCUGAAGAGCAGCAAUAAAGAAAACAACAUUAGCAGCAAAGUGCAGAGCUUUAGUCCUUCAACACCCCCUCCAACCUCCGUUAAUUACCGAACUGCCAAGCGAAGAAAGGGGAUUCCCCACAGAGCCCCAAUGGGAGGACUAAUCAUAGAAUAUUAGCCUGUGCUCUAUAACCAUAGUGCUUUUUCGAGUUCUAAAAAUAUAUUUUACCCUAUUAGCCCCCCACAUAUACAAAACUCAUCGGUCACCAUGCCUAACCUUUUCCCUUGAAAAGAGCCGGCAUUGUCACGCUCCCCUUAGCUCUCUCUCUCUCUAGUAUUUCUGUAUAUAGAAGCAGCA